Molecule: messenger RNA, 228 nt
Organism: Symbiodinium natans
Lineage: Eukaryota; Dinophyceae; Suessiales; Symbiodiniaceae
Source: the annotation of a GenBank genome assembly
AUGGUCACAGCCCUCUUCAGGACAGGCAUCUUCCACCAUCUGUUUGAGGCCUACGCCGACUUGCCCAUGCCCGACGGCACCGGGAGCAUGAGCGUAAAGGGUCUUUUGCGCUGCUGCUGUGACUUCGAGCUCUUCCCGGAUCGGAUCGACUAUAAGACGAUCCUCUGGAUCUACAACUCCGCCGAAGGCGGGCGGGAGUUUUGGCUGGAGCCCAUAUGUAUGUCCUAA